Messenger RNA from Hibiscus syriacus, 586 nucleotides. RefSeq names its product small ubiquitin-related modifier 1-like. Gene Ontology annotation, cellular component: nucleus. Gene Ontology annotation, molecular function: protein tag activity; ubiquitin-like protein ligase binding. The transcript has 3 exons. NCBI's taxonomy places the organism in Eukaryota, Viridiplantae, Streptophyta, Magnoliopsida, Malvales, Malvaceae. Gene Ontology annotation, biological process: protein sumoylation. The coding region runs from base 96 to 410 and encodes 104 amino acids. The record is from RefSeq and is a predicted model, not a curated record.
UAAUCAGAUAUAUCGAAAAGAAAACCUAGUUCUAUAAAGGAUCUCACUGCAGAAUCGGAACCAGAAAUCGCUGAAACCAAAACAAGAAGAAGAAGAUGUCGGAACCGCAAGAGGAAGAUAAGAAGCCCGGCGAUCAAUCUGCCGCCCAUAUCAACCUCAAAGUCAAAGGCCAGGACGGGAAUGAAGUUUUCUUCAGGAUCAAAAGAAGCACACAACUGAAGAAGCUUAUGAAUGCAUAUUGUGAUCGACAGUCUGUGGAUUUCAACUCGAUUGCCUUCUUGUUUGAUGGCCGCCGCCUUCGAGGCGAGCAAACUCCUGAUGAGCUGGAAAUGGAGGAUGGUGAUGAGAUCGAUGCUAUGCUGCACCAAACUGGUGGAACAAAUGAUUUAACAAUGUUCUCAUUUGUGUGAAGCCAUGUUUUAGCUUACUGUUCUUAGCACUUAAAGGGCAUAAUUGUUGUCUGAUUAUGUGGAUGUUGUAUGUAUAGACUCAUGGGUGUCAUGGACUUGGUCUGGUUCUGAAAUAUCUAGCUCUUUCUUCAAGAGCCUUUUAUGGAUGAUGUUUUGCUUAAUGAGAUGGGAUUUGG